Thermothelomyces thermophilus ATCC 42464 is the source of this 1707-nucleotide messenger RNA. RefSeq lists its product as uncharacterized. Lineage: Eukaryota; Fungi; Ascomycota; Sordariomycetes; Sordariales; Chaetomiaceae. The record is from RefSeq and is a predicted model, not a curated record. Bases 121 to 1578 code for a protein of 485 amino acids. Gene Ontology annotation, cellular component: mitochondrion. The transcript has a single exon.
GGGAAAUUUUCAGCAUCGUGUCUGGCCAAGCUCUGUUCUGCAACACCACAAACUAUUCGUACUCUGCAUCGCAACCGAUCACUGGACAUGGCAGGUAACUAACCCCCCACGUUGCCCAACAUGUCGACAACCCUCAUGCCCUUCCUCUACCAAACGCGCACCCUUCAGCUGCUGUCCCGAACCGGUUUCUCGACGCCCGCAUUCCGCGCCCUCUUCCACUCUUCCAACCGCACCAACCACCCGAGGGAGCGACCCCGAUCGGUCAAACCCGCUAGAGGCGGCGACGAUAUUCCGUUUGAAUUGCCGGAAGGGUACGAGCCACCGGUUACUAGGACCGAUGCCGAACGCGACGCCGAGUCGUGUAUUCGAUCGACCAUCACGCCGUCGGAGCAAGACGUUUUCAGUCGCAUCUUUGAGGAGAUCGCCAGCCGUAACAAGGCGGGCAGCCCUGCCUUGAAACCGUCGACAGCGUCCUCCCCCAAGGACUCUCAGGCCCGGGCUUCGGACGAGUCGGAGGCUGGCCCUCUGUCGUCUGGACUCCAAGGCUCCAAAGCUGAUGACUUUGGAGGGAAAACCGCGGAGCCUAACGCCGAGUCGUUCCGCAACACGGUCAAUAUCAUUGUGCAAGACGCGGCCGAAGUGCAGUCAAAAGCUCGACGGCAGAUGCAUAAGCCGUUCGACCCCCUCCAUCCCCUUGGGCAGACAUCAGCAGCAACCGAGUGGGAGAAGGCAUUGCUGCGCUUCCCCCCCAGCCUCCGCGAGGCGGCCCGCAUGGCGCUCGGCACCAUAGAGGAGGAAAAGGCGUCGCAGAAAGUUGGCACGGCAGCCUCAGAUUCCGACCCAAACCUGAGCGAAGAGCACCCGGCGGGCCAACAGAUCGACCUCGCUCUCGAUCCACUUUCCAAGACGGUCCAAAACGAGGCGCUCCGGCGCGAGGAGCGCAAGCGGGUCGACGCCAAGAUGCGCGCCGCCAAGAGCGACUUUGAGCUCUGGGACGUCCUCGAGGAGGAAGUGUUCCCGCUGGUCCACCGGCUCGGAAUCGACGAGGACUCGACCAAGGCGGCCUCCAAGCGCGGGAAAAACGGCAGCAGCAGCAAGCGCAAGCGCGGCGACGCGGCCAAACUCCCGCUGCACAUCUACGGCCCCCUAUACCCGUCGUACCUGCUAAACGCGCUCACCCUCUUCGACACGCAGUUCGCCCGCUCGUCGCCGCUGGCCCUGCACAUCCUGCCGCGCGUCAAGGAGCUCGGCCCCGCCAGCUACGUGCUCGGCGUGAGCACGCCCUUCUACAACCAGCUGGCCCGCGUGCUGUGGAACCGGUACGGCGACCCGACCGCCGUGUUCAACCUGCUUGAGGAGAUGCGCGUGGCGGGCCUGUACUGCGACGAGGGCACGCGGCUCGUCGUGCAGCAGAUCGAGACGUUCCUGGCGUCGGUCAGCCAGGGCCGCUGGGGCCCGUUCCUACGGGAGCUGGCGAGCCUGCCCGAGUACGAGUUUGCGGUGCUGCCGAGGAUCCGGCAUUGGCUGAAGACGAUCGAUAGCCAUAUCGCGGAAAAGAGGUACGAAUUGCAGGAGUAAGGGGGAGGAGGUGCAUCUCCGUACGACGGACUUCCUUCAACAAAAGCGGUGUGGGUUACCAGCGGUCUACUUUAAUUCAGUAUACGUAUGUCUAUGUACAUGUACAACAGUGUCACGGUAUUGGGAUGU